This is a messenger RNA of Chroicocephalus ridibundus (black-headed gull), 2573 nucleotides long. Its product is annotated as tetraspanin-36-like. The transcript is spliced from 7 exons. The record is from RefSeq and is a predicted model, not a curated record. Bases 70 to 816 code for a protein of 248 amino acids. Lineage: Eukaryota; Metazoa; Chordata; Aves; Charadriiformes; Laridae. Gene Ontology annotation, cellular component: plasma membrane.
UCCGUGGGCGGCCCCACUCAGGACCCAAAGCUGGGUCCCUCCUCGCCCUCCCCAGUCCUGCCCCACGCCAUGGACUGCGGCGUCAUCACCUCCAAGACCGUGCUGCUGCUGCUGAGCCUCACCUUCUGGGCAGCAGCCGCAGGUCUCAGCUAUGUUGGGGGUUACGUCAUUAACACCUACAAGAGCUACGACAACUUUCUGCAGGACAAGUAUGCUCUGCUGCCAGCCGUGAUCAUAAUUUGCGUUGCUGUGGUGAUGUUCAUCAUCGGGUUGAUCGGCUGCUGUGCCACCUUCCGGGAGUCUCGAGUCGGCCUAGGGCUGUUCUUGGCCAUUAUCCUGGUUAUCUUUAUUGCCGAAGUAUCCGCUUUUGUCCUGGGAUUUGUUUACAGGGAAAAGGUAAAAACCGACGUACAAGGCACAAUGCGCUCAGUCUUUGAGAAGUAUGAUGGGAAAAAUCCAGAGUCUACUGUUGUGGAUUACUUGCAAGAGCAGCUUCAUUGUUGCGGGGUAAAGAACUACAGUGACUGGACAACCACACAGUGGUUUAAUUCCACCGGUAACAACAGCGUCCCUCGGAGCUGCUGCAGGCAAGAUGUGAAGAACUGCACGGGGCGUCUGGAUCAGCCACAGGAACUCAAUACGCGGGGCUGUGCAGAGGAACUGCAGGCUGGGCUGCAGAGCGUUAUCAGCUACGCCAUGCUUGUAAUCCUGGGGUUUGCCAUUGUAAAGUUCUUCGGCAUGCUGAGUGUCUGUGUGCUUACUUGCAAGAGAGAAGACAGCGGAUACCAGCCUCUUUACUCAGGAGUGUUUGCUUAAUAAAAUGCAAAGAUCACUUUUCUUUCGCUUCCUGAUAAAAUAGACUCGUAAAGAUGAACGCUAACGGACAAUUUAUGGCCUUCUUGCUAAAUAUUUUGUUUUGUGUACAUGAAACAAAAAGAACAUUGUGUAUUGACUCGGGAAAUUUCCUUGUGGGUGAUGUGAAAUGGCAAUUUUGAUAUUCAGUGCCCCUACAGUAACGUACUCUCAUCUUGCAUACCACAGCUUUCUGUAAGGUUAUUGUAGGUUUGGAUUUGUGACUUCAGAUAGCACCAGACGGUGUGACAGGCUCCAGAAAGAAUCUUUCUUCUGCAGUUCUUUCCUCUGCCCUUAAAACAUGCAGAAGCAACGUCAUUUUUCAUCACUAAACUGAUUGAGACCGCAGGAGGGGUUUCAGCUGGUCUGCACAAACAUCAGAUGACUCCCAUGGCGUGGUUAAACAGCGAAAGAAACUUUUGAAUGCCGGGUUCAAAUAUUCUUCAUAAACCCGGGGAGUUAGAACACGUUGGUGUUUCUAUUAUUUUUUUUUUCCUCUUUCUUAUGUCCAUUUGUUGUAAUUCGGUUUAUUGCAGGGGUUGAUAGUGCAAGACAAACCCCGUGUUUAAAGUCUAGAACAGACAUCGGAGUUGUUUUUUGGAGCAGAUAGCAAAUGUGAACAACCCCACGUUAGGAGGGGACGUGUGUUUUGAGCUUUUGGGCUCAGGAGGGCUCUAUUUGGCUUGGCGUUUUUGUCCCUUUUUUUUUUUUUUUAAACGAUUAUUAUUUGACAUUAAAAAUUGCUUACGAAGCAGUGCUUUUGGCAUUUUCUCCCCUCCUUUUAUCGAUGCUUUUAUGGUUUGUCUAAAAGACAGACUGUAUCUCUCCAUUCAACGCCGAAUUUGCAGGAGUUACCGGGAGGAAGGCAGGCUGGAAGAUGGCAGAACCGGCGGCCUUGGCUCGGUGGGGUUGUGCAGACGGGGACGAUGGAGACAUUCCUGCCACCCUCCCUGCGGCACUGAAGCUCUGACCACUUGUCACUGCUAAAAAUGAUAAAACCGUGCAUUCUUGUACCAAGCAAUUUCAAUAACAUGUUGUCUGGCGGCGUCAGGUGCCUCCUCCUUUCCUAGAUUUCCUUUUUCCUUAAAGGUCCGCUGAAAGCGGUUGCUUCUUGGAUUGUAUUGAAAUUGCUUUAAAGAUGGCCCUUCCUUAACAAGUUUGUAUGUUAAUCUGUUUCUCAGUUCUUUAGGGUUUUUUUCUUUUUUGGUUGUUUUUAGAGGUGGGGAGGGAACUAUGAGCUAUUCUUUAUUAGAGAAUUGGGGAAAAGCAACAGAGUUUUUGCUUAUUUUUUCUUUGGAGAGAGAAACAGUCUAACCUUAGCAAUAAACAUUUGUAUCUGUAGUUAAUUAGAAGAAAAGGAGUUUGGGGUAAAUGUAAGCUCUUUAUUUUUAUUUUUUUCCUUUUGCCCCCAGAGAAAAAAAGCAACGGGUGAUGAUGUUCUGUAGGAGACAUACCAGUAUUGUGAGAAACGCGUUAUCCGAAUCCAAAUAAAACAGGCUCAGGCAGAAUCCUCUGUGAAGCACCUUUUUAUUCACGUCCGUGCAAGAGCGGGUGACCUAGCAAGUGGGCCCUCUUUUGGUUCUUGAAGCACACCUUUUUAUUCCCUAACCCUGGCCAAAUUUUCCCUCCCUUGUUUUCCCCGUUGGUUAGGUACUCCAGGCUUCACAGCCUGUUCGGAGCACCUAAAAUCCUCCCUGGAUAUCCCACCUCUCUUUACUUCU